AUGAAUAGAGUCAGACCUCAAUAUGGCAUAGCUGAUAAUGACUUAAAAGUACUUGCAUCUCCAUCACAUUCUUCAUCAUGUAAACCAUCACAAUUAAAUAUAGAAGUUUCGAAGCUAUCUAAUAUUGAAAAUAAAAAAGAUACUAUGUCUAAGAAACAGCAACAAUUAUUAACUUCUGAAGAGUCACAACAAACAACUCAAGAAGAACUACAACAAAUAUUACAAUAUGAAGUGCAACAAUUAUCUAAGAAAGAAUCACAAAAAUUAUCCAAACAAUCACAUUAG
Molecule: messenger RNA, 285 nt
Organism: Racocetra persica
Lineage: Eukaryota; Fungi; Glomeromycota; Glomeromycetes; Diversisporales; Gigasporaceae
Source: the annotation of a GenBank genome assembly